Messenger RNA from Exophiala xenobiotica, 1667 nucleotides. RefSeq lists its product as uncharacterized. Gene Ontology annotation, biological process: transmembrane transport. The transcript is spliced from 6 exons. Bases 1 to 1554 code for a protein of 517 amino acids. Gene Ontology annotation, molecular function: transmembrane transporter activity. Gene Ontology annotation, cellular component: membrane. The record is from RefSeq and is a predicted model, not a curated record. NCBI's taxonomy places the organism in Eukaryota, Fungi, Ascomycota, Eurotiomycetes, Chaetothyriales, Herpotrichiellaceae.
AUGGCGGCAACCAACGUCAAGACAGAGAUCCCGUCCGAGCAGAAGAUGGCCGCAGAUAUCCAGAUGACCAAGACCGAGACUCUCGAGGAAGGCCAGCAGCAAGAUGUCUCGACCGUCGACUACUUCACGCCUGACCCUGCCUUCGAACGAAAGCUGGUCCGCAAGCUGGAUCUACUCACCAUCCCGAUGAUGAUCUUGAUCUACUUCCUCUCAUUUCUGGAUCGCACCAACAUAGGAAACGCGAGGCUCGAAGGGUUGCAGCAGACGCUGGGUCUGACCGACACUACCUACCGCAUUGCCCUGACGAUCCUGUACGUGCCCUACAUCACCCUGGAGAUCCCGAGCAACCUCCUCUUCAAGAAGAUCGGGCCACAUAUCUUUCUGCCCACGCUGGUGACCCUGUGGGGCAUCGUUUCCACCUUACAGGGUCUCGUCAAGUCCACCGGAGGGCUCUAUGCGGACAGGUUCUUCCUCGGAGCGGUCGAGGCGGGCAUCGUGCCUGGUAUCAUCCUUUACCUCUCCAGCUGGUACAAGCGGGAUGAGCUGCAAGUCCGCAUUGGAUAUUUCUGGGGCGCCGCGUCGCUUUCAGGAGCCAUCGGCGGCUUGCUGGCUGCGGCCAUCAGCAACCUGUCCGGCAGAGCUGGCCUGGGAGGGUGGUCGUGGAUCUUCAUCAUCGAAGGUAUGGUCACAGUCGCUUGUGGCCUUUCGGCUUUCUUUCUCAUCGCCCAAUCUCCGGACAACACUCGUUUCCUGUCCGCGAAAGAGAGGGCGUACGCGGCCGCCAGGCUGAGACACGACAACAUGCACGGCAACGACGUGGUCAUCAAUGGAGAAACCCAUCAUCUGAAGGUUCACGAUGGCUUCGCCUUCAAGACAGUCCUGUCUGUCUUCCAAGACCCUCAGAUGUGGAUCUUGGCUCUCAUCGCAUUCACCAGCGGAACGCUGGUCUUCAGCCAGGCAUACUUUCUCCCAACGGUGGUCGCGGGACUGAAGAACAUUGUGACCACUCCGGUGAAAGCACAGCUUCUGACAGUGCCCCCGUACACUCUUGGAGUGAUUGGGACCUUUAUCGGCUGCCGCUAUUCAGACAAGUAUCACUUCCGCUAUCCCUCGCUGGCCAUUCCCGCACUUAUCGCGAUCGUGGGCGUCGCCGUCAUCUAUUCCACCAAAGGUGAAGGGGUCAGAUAUUUCGGCAUCCACCUGGCUGUCGCCGGAAUCUAUAGUUCGGUCCCCACGUACCUCUCGUGGGCUUCCAACAAUUUUUCCGGCCAUUACCGCCGCGCGACAGGAGUCGCUGCGGUUUUCGUCUUUACCAAUUGCGGCGGGAUCCUCUCGACCUGGCUUUUCCGGGCCUCCGAAGCCCCGGAUUACAGCACUGCCUACAGAAUCAAUCUCGCCUUUCUCUGCCUGUUUCUGGCCGCGGGCACAUGCUUGUCGUUUCACUACCGACGCCAGAACAAGAUCCGCAACGGUUUCGUCCAAAGGGGGGAAAUUGAGGAAUAUGGCAAGGAUAAAGAUGGUGACUGUCACGUAUUCUUCCGAUAUAUCUGUUGAGGAGGAGCGGUGAGUGGAGCAGGAUGUCUGUUCGGUGGUGGAAUAUUGCAUAGAGGUAGCCACGCUCAUAACAAAAUCAAGAUGGACCCAUCCCCCACAGAUCCUGAGCGAAG